AGAGGAGGGAAGAGAGGAAAGGGGCGGUUGGGGCGGGGCGGCGUCCGGCUCCGGGAGAGCUGUGGGAGGAGCGCGGCGGCUACGGCGGCGGCUCUAGAAGAGGAGGAGGAGGAGGCGGAGGAGCUCCUUUCCUCUUCUCAGACCCGGGAGCGUCCCGGACGCAGAGCCGGAACUGGGGGACGCGGCGACUGCGGGGGCCUGGGGUAGAAUCUCCCUGGAAAAAGAGACAUGAAUGUCUGCAAUGAUAUUUCCUGACAAGAAGUUGAUAUGAGAGAAGAAAAGGAGAUCAACAGCUAGUGAACAGAAUUUCGAAUAACCAGGAUUUUUAUAUUUAUCACCUCCAACUACAGCCUUCUGUUGCCUGUUUUUAAAUCAGAGAUCACUACAAUCAGAACCAAGACAAGGCAAAAGGAUACUUUUUCUUCUGUAUUUUUUGAGAUUAAAAAAACCUGAAAUGUCUAGGAAACAAAACCAGAAAGAUUCAUCAGGAUUCAUUUUUGAUUUGCAGUCCAAUACUGUACUGGCCCAGGGAGGAGUUUUUGAGAACAUGAAAGAGAAGAUAAAUGCAGUACGUGCAAUAGUUCCCAAUAAGAGUAACAAUGAAAUUAUCCUGGUUUUGCAGCACUUUGAUAAUUGUGUGGACAAAACAGUACAAGCAUUCAUGGAAGGUAGUGCCGGUGAAGUACUCAAAGAAUGGACAGUAACAGGCAAGAAAAAGAACAAAAAGAAGAAAAGCAAACCAAAACCUGCAGCAGAACCAAGUAACAGUAUCCCAGAUUCCAAUAAACUGGUUUCCAUUCAAGAGGAACAGUCUGCGCCUUCCUCAGAGAAAGGUGGUAUUAAUGGUUACCAUGUCAACGGUGCCAUCAAUGAUACUGAGUCUGUGGACUCACUCAGUGAAGGUAUGGAGGCACUUUCAAUAGAUGCCAGAGAAUUGGAGGAUCCUGAGUCUGCCACACAAGAUAUGCUGGAUAGAACAGGAUCCAUGCUGGAGAAUGGUGUCUCUGAUUUUGAGUCCAGGUCUUUGACUGUGCACUCUGCUCAGAAUUCUCAACAGAAUAGAAAUGCUGCCAAAUCUCUCUCAAGACCUACCAUAGGAUCUCAGCUUUCAAAUCUAGGAAUGGAAGAUGUUCCACUCUCUUCCACCAACAAAAAGCUAGGUUCUAAUAUUGAAAAAUCUGUGAAAGACCUCCAGCGCUGCACAGUGUCUCUUGCACGAUAUCGAGUUGUAGUUAAAGAAGAGAUGGAUGCUUCCAUUAAGAAAAUGAAACAAGCUUUUGCUGAAUUGCAGAGCUGUUUAAUGGAUCGAGAAGUGGCAUUGCUUGCUGAAAUGGACAAAGUGAAAGCUGAAGCAAUGGAAAUUUUGCUCAGCCGUCAGAAGAAAGCCGAACUUCUAAAGAAGAUGACUGAUGUGGCUGUUCGGAUGUCAGAGGAGCAGUUGGCUGAGCUCAGAGCUGAUAUCAAGCACUUUGUUAGUGAGCGUAAAUAUGAUGAGGAUCUGGGACGAGUGGCCCGAUUCACCUGUGAUGUAGAGACCCUAAAGAAGAACAUAGAUUCAUUUGGACAAGUGUCCCAUCCAAAGAACAGCUAUUCAACCAGAUCUCGAUGUAGCUCGGUUACAUCUGUGUCUUUGAGUAGCCCGUGUGAUGCCUCUGCCGCUUCCUCUUCCACCUGUGCCUCUGCUCCCAGCCUUACAAGUGCUAACAAGAAAAACUCGGCACCGGGGGAGACUCUCGCAACCACAACAAACUCCAGUGGCCGGCCCUACCAGCCUCAUCGAGAGGUAUUGCCAGGGAACAGACGAGGAGGACAAGGCUACAGGCCACAAGGCCCAAAGUCCAAUGACCCCACGAACCAAGGGCGACAUGACAGUGGGGGUCGUUACAGAAACAGCUCGUGGUAUUCAUCUGGUUCCAGGUACCAGAGUGCUCCAUCCCAGGCGCCAGGAAACACCAGUGAACGGGACCAGACUCACUCUGCAGGGACCAAUGGAAUUGGAGCUAGCAUGGAGCCCAGCCCACCCAAGCCCUCAUUCAAAAAGGGGCUCCCCCAGCGCAAACCCAGGACCUCUCAGCCUGAAGCCGUGAACUCUUGAGGGAAAUUCCAGCUGGCCUGUCUCUUCUAUCCCACACAAUUCAACUUGGUAACUGGACUUUAGGAAACUUGUAGUUAGAUUUAAUAACAAAAAGAAGUUUGCGCAUUCACUUUUGAUGCCAUUCUAAAUAUUUUGGUUUUUUUCUCUCCUCGUUUCUGCUUUACCGUUUUUUUUGGAAGGGAAGCUGUUUUUUCCCUUGACCUUUCCCAGUGAUAUGGAUUGAUUCUGACUGGCCAUUUCCACCAGGAAUCACCGACACCUGUUGCCAGGUUUCCCAAGGGUAAGCAGUGUUCUUCC
Molecule: messenger RNA, 2392 nt
Organism: Kogia breviceps (pygmy sperm whale)
Lineage: Eukaryota; Metazoa; Chordata; Mammalia; Artiodactyla; Physeteridae
Gene: SPATS2
Product: spermatogenesis associated serine rich 2
Cellular component (GO): cytoplasm
Molecular function (GO): protein binding
Source: RefSeq, a predicted model, not a curated record